Linum tenue is the source of this 1263-nucleotide messenger RNA. The record is from the annotation of a GenBank genome assembly. Lineage: Eukaryota; Viridiplantae; Streptophyta; Magnoliopsida; Malpighiales; Linaceae.
AUGAUCGUCUGGGUCCAGCUUCCUGCUCUGAAAGUGCACUUCUAUCAUAAGGAGGUGUUGACUAUCCUCGGGAAUCUCAUAGGGCGGACUAUUAAGCUCGACUACCACACCCUAACGAGACAACGUGCCAAGUUUGCUCAUCUAGCGGUAGAGGUGGACCUCUCCAAGCCCUUAGUCCCAAGAAUUUGGUUAGAUGAUGAAUGGCAGAAGGUCGAGUUCGAGAACCUGCCAAUCGUCUGCUUCGAAUGCGGCAAAAUCGGCCACUCGUCCGAUUCCUGCCCCCUCCUGCAACCAGUAACGUCACCGGCGGCGAUAUCCAUCCUCGGCGGGGCGUCACCGGACAGUUGCCCGGAGUUACCAGAAGAGAAUCCGGGAUACGGGCCGUGGAUGCAAGUUAGUCGGAAAAGUCGGCGCAAUUCAAGGGGCCAGGACGCGAAAGGUAAGAAAGAUGCGGAGGGGGGGAUUCCGGGAUCGGGCAAAGAUGGAAAGAGCGGCAAAGGGGGAAAUACGAAUAAGGAAGGACAGAAUCCCCUUUCCCAAGUUGCAGCUAGUAACGGUCACCAACCCCUCCAUAUCGGCCCACAAGAAAGGAAGGUUGGAAAUGGAAAGCACAAUGGCAGUGAUACGAGAAAAGGCAAGGAAAAGGUGGGCUCCCAACAACCCCCUUUGGGAAAGGGCCUGCUUGGGCCGGGGCCCAAUAACGCGAUCAAAAAUGGACAAGAGCCGAUAGCCGCCUCUGAGACCCGGGAAGCCCAACCCUCGACCACUAGUCAGAAUAUCAAUGGAAAAAAGUCUAACGCGGAGAAGAAGUUGGGCCAGGUGGGAGAUACGACCCAGAAAGAAGUGCCCCACGUCAUGGCUCCUCCUCCUCUCACCCACUCAGUCGUUGGCCCAAAUGGAACAACGAUGCAAAUCAUCGCCGUCCAACCACCUGGCGCGACCUCCUCCGGCAGGAAAAGCGAGGCGGCGCCAUCAACGGCCUCCAGAACAAAACCAGCAAAGAAUUCCAAGUCUCGAGGAAGAAAGGGGUCACAGGCCAAGCUUAAUUCGGUCAGGACCCUCCAAAUAUGGUCCCCGGUUAAGGAGAAGAGAUUGAAGAACAAAGUUAGGCUAGCUAAUCUUACUCUGCAGGAUAUUAACGAGUGGACUGAGGCUCGAGGGCGCCCCAACUUGAGCGCAAUUGACCAAACCGCCUUGGAAGGGCCGAGCCAGCAGCCACAAGAGGGGGUUCCGGAAGAGGCGAUGCUCACCACUGCUUCCUAA